AAACACGUAAAUCAGUGAAGCUAAGUCGCCUUCUUCAUCCCCUUCUCCUUCCUCUCCUUCUCCAUUUCCCUUCUUCCAUUCCUAGAAAACCAGUAAAGCUCAAGCUAGAGAUCAUGGGGAGCAUGGAUGAGUACCCUUCCUCGCGAAAGCAGAGCCAUCAGCAGCAACAGAGCACAAUCCGAUCAAAACUAAAGCUUGUUCUCCUCCUCGUCUCCUCCAAUCUCCUCACCAUCUACCUCUUCUCUUCAAGUAGUCCCCUCAGCUUCCGUUGGUCGGAUCACGUCCCGGUGAUCCAUCUCUGGGACUCUCAAUCCCUCCUACGGGAACUCAACUCCACGCAACUCCGCCUCUCUCAAGCUCAGUCCCAGUUAUCCGAUCUUCGCCGCCGGCUCCUCACUUCCAACUCACUCCUCGAAACGCUCCUCACUGAGCUCGGCCGCAUCCGCGGCGGAGCUUCCAACUCCGACGAAGAGCUAUCCGGCGAGCUCAAACUCGCCGUGGGACCACACAAACUACCCCUCGGAUUCACCUCCCAGCUCGACACCGACGAGCUCUACCCCUCCCUCGGCGCCGCUUGCCGUCGCUUCCAAGACGAGCUUGCCCAAUACAUGAAUUACCCCAUCGGCGGCGAGUGCCCCGUCGACGACAUCUUCGCCCAACACCUAAUGCUCAAAGGCUGCGAACCUCUCCCUCGCCGGCGAUGCCAUCCCAAAUCCCCUUCCGGCUACAUCCCUCCCGCGCCCUUCCCUUCCAGCCUCUGGUCCAUCCCCCCCGACACCAGCAUCGUCUGGGAACCCUACACCUGCAAGAACUACAGUUGCCUCGUAAACAGAGGGAAAGCAAAAGGCUCUUACGAUUGCAAGGACUGUUUCGACCUCGCCGGCCGGGAAAAAACCCGCUGGCUCUUCGACAACGGCGGGCUAGAUUACAGCAUCGACAACGUCCUCUCGCUUCGCCCGCCCGGCACCAUCCGCAUCGGCCUCGACAUCGGCGGCGGAAGCGGCACCUUCGCCGCUCGAAUGAGGGAACGCAACAUCACCAUAGUCACCAGCUCGAUGAACUUCGACGGUCCGUUCAAUAGCUUCAUUGCAUCGAGAGGGCUUGUGCCUCUUCACAUCAGCGUUGCGAAUCGAUUGCCGUUCUUCGAUCACACGCUCGAUAUUGUUCAUUCGAUGCAUGUGUUGAGCAAUUGGAUUCCCGAUCUGGUUUUGGAGUUUGCUUUGUUCGACAUCUUUAGGGUUUUGAGGCCCGGGGGGUUGUUCUGGCUGGAUCAUUUCUUCUGCGUCGGGAAGGAGAUGAACUCGACCUACGUGCCGAUGUUCGACAGAAUAGGGUUCAGGAAGCUGAGAUGGGAUGCGGGGAGGAAGCUCGAUAGGGGGAUUGAGAAGAACGAGUGGUACUUGUCUGCUCUGCUUGAGAAGCCCAUGACAUGAGGAAGAGGAAGAGGAAGAGGAGAGGAAGAAGAAGAAGAAGAUGACAAUACUCUAUUUGAAUUUAUUUCCUUAAAAAAAAAAUUGUGUUAAGCAAAUUAUAUGAGAUGAAUUUGGAGAUUAUUGAGUUACUUUGAGAUUAGUGUAAUACAAAUUAUUUAUAUGAAAAAUUGAUCUCAAAAUAAAUUCGACGAUUUUCAAGCUUAUUUCGAUGCAAAUUAUGUCAGAAUAUUUUAACAAAUUUUACAUUAGCGAUUGCACGACAAAGGUGUUGUGCAUUUUCUUAGCAUUCUUAAGCGGUUGUAUUAGUAAUAGAUCUGAUGGUGGGACUGUGAUAUUAGGUG
Messenger RNA from Dendrobium catenatum, 1774 nucleotides. RefSeq lists its product as uncharacterized. Gene Ontology annotation, molecular function: S-adenosylmethionine-dependent methyltransferase activity. The record is from RefSeq and is a predicted model, not a curated record. The transcript has a single exon. Bases 114 to 1433 code for a protein of 439 amino acids. NCBI's taxonomy places the organism in Eukaryota, Viridiplantae, Streptophyta, Magnoliopsida, Asparagales, Orchidaceae.